UUUUUGUGACCGCAGUGAGACAGGAUUGGUCAAAUGUAAUACCCAUUCACCCGAACAAAACACUCUUAUAAACAAAGUGAUUUCUAGAACUCUGCCAGGAGAAAUGCGUGUCAUAGUUAGUGAUAACAUUUCUAAUGUCGGCGAUAUCGGGCAUUUCCGCAUUACUGCAUAAAACGAGAGAUCUGACCUGACCAAUAACUGCAGGAAAUAUGAGAAAAACCGCGAACUUCAUCAUCCUCUUUGUGGCUCUAGCUUCAAGCUUCACCGAACCUCAGGCUGUAACUCUCUACGACUUCCCCAAGUUCGAAAACAUGCAGGCUAAGUUUAUAUGUGACAACAGUGUGCUGAAUCUCAGCUGCGAUGCCUCCUCUGUUAUCGACGUAAAGUCAGUCUACUACGGACGAGCGUCAUCCGUGAUAUGCGCAAAGGGGAGAAACGCUGACCAGGGAUGCGAUCUCGUUGACCAAAAGAAACGUGUGCGUCAAAAAUGCAAUAACAGCCAGACAUGUACGAUCAAUCCGCCCUUCUCGGACUUCUUUGGCUACGACCAGUGCCCUACAAUUGAUAAAUAUAUCAAUAUUAUCUACGGGUGCGUGUCCAACCCAGAUGUGGAGUUUCCGAAGUCAACACUUCCUACAACAAUGCCAUCAACACCCUCUCCAACAAUACCUAACAUCACUUCAGCUACACCUAACGCAACACAGGCAACCAACACGCAAGUACCACGGAAACCAUUCCUUACGGAAGCCAUGAGGACGGAGGACACAGGGACCCCCAAAGCCGUCCCAACUUUUAACCCUGAUGCGCCUGGAUUGGGUUUCCUGUUUAAGAACGGGUCGCGUGGAAGCCUGGGAAAGAGAUGGCUCGAAGUGCUGUUUGUCGUGCUACUGUCCGCGUUUGCUCUUUUGUAAUGUCAACCUAAGAUCAGAAGUAACAUACUGUGGGUCUAACACAGAUAGCCCAAUUAUCCGGGAUAUAGAAUGAGAGUCAUGACGCAGUCGUGUUUGUAUUCGUAACAAAACCAAGCAUCAAAACAAAACAAUGUGACGACAAAAAUACGAUGAUAUACCAGUGUUUGGCACAUGAGCGAUAUAAAUCACUUGAUUGGACGCAAGUUGCUAACACGGUCUAAUAAUUCAAAGGCAAAAAGUGAUCACUCUGACGUCUAAAGGUAAAAACUUCCUUAAAGUGGAAAUUUACAAAGCGUCUACACCAUAGUGCAGAUACGACUACAACUAAUCACACGGUAGCCCUGUGCUCAAAGUACAGUAGAUGUAAUCACACGGUAGCCCUGUGCUCAAAGUACAGUAGAUGUAAUCACACGGUAGCCCUGUGCUCAAAGUACAGUAGAUGUACCGUAAUUGGCAGCACAGGACCUCGAUUUCAAGUUUUUCUUGCGAAGCCGUGAGCACCUGUAUUGGUGUUCUCCGAUCACGUGACUAUUGCUUAUCAUUGGUGUGUUAAACAAAGACCCGCACUAUAAAAGGGUUGGACCAGGUCCACGAAAGGCUCAUUUGUCAGUAAACUGCUACGCGGUGCGGAGAGUUCAGCCAAGCGUGUCUUGUUUGCCCACGAGGAGCGAAACCCAAACUCAACUUUUGAAGCGCUUUCCUUCUCGUUGGCUCGGUUUAUUUUCUCUUUGCUACUAACAAUGAAUAACCCACCAAAAGAGCAGGCGUUUGCAGUAAAAAUCAGUUCAAAUUACUAACGAUAACCCAACUAAAUGAUCUCAAAACCAACGCAAAGUUACGGGUGUUGUCAUCUUGAAGUUUGAAUUUUAUUUAGCCGAAAGGGGGCGAAGCUAAGCCCUUUUAUAGUGCAGGUCCUUGUUUAACAUUCGCAAUAUUGCUUAAUUAUAUAUUAUGCAACUUUUUAGGGGCUAAGUGAGAAAGGUGUAGUGGGGAGAGGGGGGUGUGGGAGGGAGGUGCGCGAUCUUACUCGAUUUACAUGAACAAACGAUGAUUAGUUGGGCGUGUUAGGAGGAUAUGGGGUAAACCUUUACCAGCCCCUACCUACGUACCAGCCCAUUUUCACGUUUUCUUGCCGGCAACGAUUUUUACGUGGUGUCGACAGGAUAAACUACAAUAUACCAAUAAUAAUAAGUAAAGAGUAAUUAGAACAGUGCAAUUAGAACAGUGAUGGGAAUGGGAUGGUAAGGUAAUAUUUUUAAUGCAAAAUUAAUUCUUGAGGAAUGGUGGUUUGUAUUUAUAUAUAUACAUAUAUAUUUUUUUGUUAUCA
Molecule: messenger RNA, 2238 nt
Organism: Nematostella vectensis (starlet sea anemone)
Lineage: Eukaryota; Metazoa; Cnidaria; Anthozoa; Actiniaria; Edwardsiidae
Exons: 3
Coding region: 210-911 (233 amino acids)
Molecular function (GO): carbohydrate binding
Source: RefSeq, a predicted model, not a curated record